UGUCCAUGUCCAGUGGUCAUUGGGCAAACGGCAGGAUACACCUUGGGCAGGGAGAGCGUCAGGACUCGGAUUUUGUUGAGGAGAGAAACGCCCAGGUGCAGCUGGAAAAGGCUAAGUACAAGCCUGUGGCCUUUGCUGUACGUUGCAACUUCUCUUACACGCCAGCUGACGACGACAACGUCCCUGUGCCGGGCCAAGCCGUCACAUUUGAGGCCAAAGACUUCCUUCAUGUCAAAGAGAAAUUUAACAAUGAAUGGUGGAUCGGACGGCCGGUGAAGGAGGAUGGGGUGGUGGGCUUCGUCCCCAGUCCGGUUAACCUGGAAACCAUUCUCAUCAGAAGAGAAGUCCAAGCCAGAAAAGCUGCCAAGGCCUUGGCCAGCAAAGCAGCAGCUCAAGCAGCUCAAGACAUGAACUCAAAGAAAUACACUCCUCCUUCACAAGCCAACCAGCAGGUGAAAAAGAAACCGGGGGAACAGGUGACCAUGUAUGAUGUUGUGCCAACAAUGCGACCAGUGGUUCUGAUGGGACCGUCAUUGAAGGGCUUAGAGGUUACUGACAUGAUGCAAAAAGCACUAUUUGACUUUCUAAAACACAGAUUUGAAGGAAGAAUCACUAUUACAAGGGUGACGGCUGACAUCUCGCUGGCUAAACGCUCCAUCCUCAACAACCCUGGCAAGAAGGCCUUAAUGGACCGGUCCAACACACGCUCUAAUUUAGAUGCUGCCGCCCAGAUCCAAGGGGAGGUGGAGCGAAUAUUUGAGCUGGCCCGGAGCAUGCAGCUAGUGAUUUUGGAUGCAGACACAAUUAACCACCCACUGCAAGUGUCCAAGACUUCACUUGCUCCAAUUCUUGUUUAUGUGAAGAUAUCUUCACCAAAAGUGCUGACGAGACUCAUCAAGACAAGAGGAAAAUCUCAAACCAAACAUCUUAACGUUCAACUUGUGGCAGCAGACAAGCUGGCCCAGUGUCUGCCGGAAAUGUUUGAUGUCAUAUUAGACGAGAACCAGCUUACUGACGCCUGUGAGCACAUCGCCGAUUACCUUGAAUCUUACUGGAGAGCAACGCAUCCACCAGAGAUGGAGCCUUCAAAUGCACUUGUAGCACAGCUGGCUGAGAACACAUUGCCUGCCUCUCCAACAGUACCGGAUGAGCAGAAGAGUAAGAAGCCGGCUGCCUCCAAGAGGAAGGGCUCACGUGGGAACCACCCAGACAAGGAGACCCCACCCGCCCCGGAUCAGGAGGACAGAGUUGAAGAAGGCCAAAGAAAGGAAGAAGAGGAGCGACUUCUGAGGACAGAACCAAAAAGACCGCAGCACACCCACCACCACCACCACCACCGCCGCCGGAUGGAGCACCACAGCCACGCCCAGCACAGCCAAAUAUCUGGUGGCRUGAAUGUAAAGUCGGGCAGAGAUUACAGCCAGAGGCCUCCAAGGAGACCCCUGCAUGAGGAGAGGGACGACGAGGUGGAGGAAGCGGUGGUGGAGGRCGAUGAGGAGGAGAUGCACUACAACCACCAGGGUCAUAACCAUCACCACCACAGUAGCAACCACCACCAUCAUCAUCACCAUCAUCACCAACGCCAUCGUGGCCAGCUGCAUGACAGGGAAGGCCAUGAGCAGGAGCACAACGAACGCAACCGGCAUCAGAGGCAUCACCAGCACAUCCCAACACGGACACACCAUGCAGGCCUCUAUCCUGCACACAACCACCACAACUACCACCACCAGGGCAGAGAUCGGGACAGAGACAGAUACAAGGACAGGGAGAGCGAUUGGGAUCGAAUCAGAGACAGAGACGCACGUCRGUGGCACAAAGAUUCUUACAUGGACGACUGACAUGUUUCUACUCCCAAGCGGAUGCACAGUUUUAUGCUGCCCAUUUUAUAAUGCACUCAUAGGUGAAACAGUCAUUUUUGAAGGUAAUCUAUUCUUUCAUACUGUUUAUUACUCUUUAACACUAUUUCGUUCUCUCCACACAGCCUGAUUCACUUGAUCUCCUACGAAAACAGAAGCAAACUACAAAUUCUAAUUCAAACCCUAAAAGGGGGAUUUGCUUCUCAAACUGUGUUGCCAAGCAGAUUACAAGUCUCUGCAACAUUUCCAAGUCUGCAUGCAUUUGUAGGAAGUAUUUCCAAUAUUUAUUUCAGUUUUUGCAAUUUAAAAGCAUUGGAUUUUACCAUAAAUAGUUACUGAGAAACAUUUACCAUCUCAUGAAUUCUGGUAAGAAUUGAACAUCAGAUUUGGAGGAAACAAAGAAAAAGAACAAUGCACUGCAGCCUUUAUAAAAUGAGGGCAUAGAUGGAACCUUUCAUUGACUCAGGAGUGCCUGACUUUUCAUAUGAUUUCUGUAAUCUCCAAAUACAUUUUCCAAAACGCUACAUAAAAUCUAGCCAUCUUUGUUUCAGUCUCAAGGUUGUCCCUCUGCAUCUGUAGUUGUGCAGUUUAUUGACAUUGAAUAAAUAUUUCAAAAUUGCCAUCCCUAAAUUUUUUUCCCUUUUGAUCAGGUGAAAAAGAUGAUCCUUAAAGCAUUAGGAGGCAUCUGUAAUACAAAAGUCUGUCUUUUUCUCUUUCACAUUAUGUGCCUGCUGUGUUUGUGGCUGAAGGUAACAUUUGGGUUGUGCAGAUUUUUUUCUGUAUUAUUGAUCUGGCACAAACCUACCAUUGUCGACGGGCAUCUUUGCACUGUGACAUAAUCAGUGCUGUUUGCUUUAUAAAUUAGAUGCAGAGACGGUGCUGACACCUGGAGCAAAUAAUGUGCAAAAAUCUGUACCUAAAAGCAAUUUCAGCGCAGCCCUGCUGAAUAAUCCCAUAUGCAUUUAUUUUUUAGCCUUUACAAAACAGAAAUUAGACACUUUUAUCCUCAUUUACGUUACGGUUCUUUUUAUUUUUUACGCUUAUCUGGACAAAAGAAAGUUUUCUUCAGUAUAAUUUUAACAUAAAUGAAAAUAACAAAACAAUUAUUUUUGUAUUCCAUUUUUAUUGUCAAUUCUUCUUUACAUAUUGAUCAAAUAUGAUAAACAAUUCACAUACCUUUUWCAAAUUUACAUCAUCAACACUAGGCAAUACAUUUAUCAGUCAUCAAAAAUGUUUAAAAAUCAUUAACUUCCUCCUUAAUCAAAACCACAAUCAUGAAGAUAACUUAAAGAAUUAACUGGAGACAGCUAAUCGUUUAUAGAAAAGUUUAGCUAACGAAGUUCUAAUUGCUCAUUAGUUUCUGUGUAGCAGAUAUUUGAAUUUCAUCUUUAGUUUGGAUUGGUCUUAAAGUGAAGUCAUUUAAAAUUUUGCAAAUCAAAAUUUCAGCAUUGUACAAAAAAAACCCCCAAUUUCUUUCUGAAUAUUUCAAUUACAUAUUCAGGAAACCACUUUAUGUGUUUUUCCCUAUUAAAAUGUUUCCUUCACAUUUGCACUUUAAUUAGUCUCUGAACGCUAUUGCUUUAUUUUACUUUAAGCACUAAAACCUAAAUAUAGUACAUAUAAUUUUAACACAUUUUCUGCUCUACUUUUGGAAAAGUCUGAACCUAUUUGCUGUCUUGCAUUUGGUCUGUCUGGAAGCAUGACUAAUCUUGUGGUCACACUCAGUGUAUGCAGGAUAAUCUAUGCAUUUUGUUGUGAUAAAACAUGUUGCUUGAAUACAAUCUAUGCAUUUGUACAUACUUCAUAAUUGCCUUGMWAUUUAAAUGAAGGGAGGACUUGAGAGUCUGUUACAUCACYAAGUACUGUAGACCUAAUGAGUAUGACUGCAUCGAGUAAACAAGACUGAUUAUUCCUUUGUAGAUUUAUUUUGUUUAUAUAAUUUUGUACAGCAUUCAAAAGUUCAUUUUGACAGGUAUGUAUUCUAUUGUUAAAAAUCAUUAAAAUAUAUUAUAUGC
This is a messenger RNA of Poecilia reticulata (guppy), 3871 nucleotides long. The record is from RefSeq and is a predicted model, not a curated record. NCBI's taxonomy places the organism in Eukaryota, Metazoa, Chordata, Actinopteri, Cyprinodontiformes, Poeciliidae.